AUGGUUUCAAAGGAUGGAGAUCUGCUGAGAGGGGAGCCCUUCGAAGACCCCGCGUCCGUGUCGUCUCGAAAUGCAUCCGCUUACAGGCCCUUACACACUUUCGAGCUGCCGAAAGGACCCGAGAAACACUACCAGCAGCAAUUUGCGGACAUGUACUUUCUACGAUUAGCACAAUUGAAGAAAGCUGUGAAGCAGAAGGCGCAUGAGGCGUGGGAUGAAUUCGAGUUGGCCGGCGACAAAGCGAAAUUUGUGGAACGAGUACUCGACGUGCGGCAAGGCGAGCUGUGUUGGGUCGUGGGGACUGUGUACAUGGAGAUGACGCUGAAGCCCAACGUGCUCGACGACAUAUCGAAAGAGCACUGGAUUGCAGCUCCUCCACCCCGCGAGACCUACGUAAGCCCAUCCGGCACAGACGAUAUGAUGCUCGAAGACGAAUCAGGACGCCUCCGCGUCACCGGCGACUCCUUAAACUCACACUACGUAACGGGCUGUAUCCUCGCCGCACUGGGCACCGAACAAGCCGACGGCUCCUUCCAAGUCAUUGCAACACAAUACGCUGACCUCCCACGACAACCGCAGCGCUGGGAGGCCGAAGAUUCGGCUUUCACAGUGGCAAAGAAGCCGAUCCCAAAACGCGAGAAAUCGGGAAAACUAGCCCUAGUUUCCGGCCUCGAUAUAACCGGCACAGAAGAUGACGACCUUAUUUUAGAUUUGCUGAUGGAGUACCUCACAGGCGAAGCAUCAGGGCCUCCAGACCAGAGCAGUGCAUCUAAUAUAAGCCGGCUUGUCAUAGCUGGCAACUCACUCUCCAACGCUUCUCCAAUCCUUUCAAGAGAAGAGUUCAACGUAAAGAAAGGUGCAAAGAAAAACUAUGGCUACGAUGCCUCCUCCUACAACGCCACUCCCGCCGAGAAAUUCGACGCCUUCCUCGCUGAAAUUCUCUCAACCCUACCAGUCACCCUCCUCCCUGGUGAGAACGACCCCGCCAACGUGGCCCUCCCGCAACAGCCCCUUCACCCAGCGCUCUUCCCACUCUGCAGAGCGUACGCAAAUCCGCCAGCAGUAUCAAAUGAGUCACUUGAGGGCCUCGAUUCCGUAACGAACCCGUGGGAAGCUGAUGUAGAGGGCUGGAGAGUAUUGGGCACCGGUGGUCAGACAGUCGACGACUUGCUGAAAUACGUGGAUGGCGUUCAGCCGCUUGAGGUCAUGGAGAUGAUGCUGAGAUGGCGGUGUCUAGCGCCCACAGCGCCCGACACAUUGUGGUGCUAUCCAUUUCAGGACGAUGAUCCUUUGAUAUUGAGGGAAUGCCCUCACAUCUAUUUUGCGGGCAAUAGGGAGAAGUUCGAGACGAAUGUUGUGGAGGGUCCGGCGGGGCAGCAGGUGCUGAUUGUGGGAGUACCGAAAUUCAGCAAAACCGGGCAGAUUGUGUUGGUGGACAUGGAGACGCUGGAGGUCGAGCUCGUGGAGGUAGGUGUUGUACAGCCGGGUUCAUAG
This is a messenger RNA of Didymosphaeria variabile, 1494 nucleotides long. RefSeq names its product DNA polymerase delta small subunit Cdc1 (gene cdc1). NCBI's taxonomy places the organism in Eukaryota, Fungi, Ascomycota, Dothideomycetes, Pleosporales, Didymosphaeriaceae. Gene Ontology annotation, cellular component: delta DNA polymerase complex. Gene Ontology annotation, biological process: DNA replication; DNA strand elongation involved in DNA replication. The record is from RefSeq and is a predicted model, not a curated record. The transcript is spliced from 4 exons. Gene Ontology annotation, molecular function: DNA binding. The coding region runs from base 1 to 1494 and encodes 497 amino acids.